This is a messenger RNA of Prorocentrum cordatum, 2912 nucleotides long. Lineage: Eukaryota; Dinophyceae; Prorocentrales; Prorocentraceae. The record is from the annotation of a GenBank genome assembly.
GGGAAAUAGCAGGAGGAGGGGACUCAAACUCUGGCAGACCAUACCUGCCGAUCUGUUGAGGACUCUUUCGACGUGGGCGCGCUCCCGAGCGAAUCGCUGGUGGUGUUCUGCAUCGCGACGGCGGGCAAGGGCGAGCCCUGCGGCAACGGGCGCAACUUCUGGGAGAAGCUUCAGGCCCGCGCAGACGAUCUGAAGGGCAACCUGGGCAGCACGAAGUACUGCGUUUUCGGGCUCGGCGACUCGCACUACUGGGGCAAGGGCACGGAGGACUCCAAGGUCAAUUUCGCAAAGCCGGCGCGUGAUUUGGACGCGUUCAUGGAGAGCCUUGGAGCGAGCCGCCUGGUGCCGACCGGCUUCGGCGACGACCAGGACGUGGACCAGUAUCACACUGGCUUUGCCGAGUGGCGCGAGGGGCUCUACUCCCGCCUGGGCGUCGACAAGGCGGCCGGCGGCGGCGACAGCGACGACGGGCCCGUGAAGUCCGACGAGCAGAUCAAGGUGGAGACCAGGCAGCUCCGCGGCUCCAUGCGGGAGUCGUUCGACGACAAGACCACGGGGCAGGUCCCCUUCCAGGACACCAAGCUGGUCAAGUCGCACGGCAGCUACCAGCAGGACGACCGCGACCUCCGCGAGGAGCGCUCGAAGUUGGGGCUCGAGAACGCCUUCAGCUUCAUGAUCCGCAUCCGCCUGCCCGCGGGCUACUGCACCGCCGAGCAGUGGCUUGCCAUGGACAACAUCUGCGGAACCUUCGCCAACGGCACACUGAAGAUCACCACCCGGCAGACCUGGCAGGUACACGGCGUCCUGAAGCGCGACAUGAAGGCCUGCAUGCAGGCCAUGAACCGCGCCUGCAUGGACACGGUGGCGGCGUGCGGGGACGUGUGCCGAAACGUCCUGUGCACCAGCGACCCGUCCGUGUGCAGCCGGGAGGUCAUGCAGCAGGUGAUGAGCGACUGCUACGCUUCCCACGACCACUGCCUGCCGCGCUCGGGGGCGUACCACGAGAUCUUCCUCGUACACGGGGCCGAGUACGAGGAGAAGUGCCAGGUGAUGGGCAGCACCCCGCUGGAGGAGGAGGCCCUCUACGGCCUGACGUACCUGCCGCGGAAGUACAAGGUCGCGUUCGCAAUCCCUCCGUCCAACGACGUGGAUGUCUUCGCGCACUGCUGCGGCUUCAUCGCCAUCAUCGAGGACGGGAAGCUGCUCGGUUACAACGUCACCGUCGGUGGCGGCCUCGGCUUCACGCACAACAACCAGAAGACGCACCCCAGGCUGGCCGAGGUCAUCGGCUUCUGCGAGCCGGAGGACUGCAGGUACAUCACCGAGUGCGUGAUGACGGUCUCGCGCGACUUCGGCGACCGCACCGGCCGCAAGCAUGCGCGCGUGAAGUACACGGUGGAGGACUACGGGGCGCAGUGGUACCGCGAGCAGGUGGAGGAGCGGCUCGGGAAGAAGCUCGGCGAGCCCAGGCCAUACAAGUUCGAGCGCAGGGGGGACCUCUUCGACUGGUUCCAGACGAAGGACGACGGGCUCUGGCACUGCGGCUGCCUCGUGACAGGCGGGCGCGUGAAGGGCGACGUCCGCACGGGCCUGCAGAAGAUAGCGGCGGAGCUGAAGGGCGUGGGGGGCUUCCGCAUGACCUGCAAUCAGCAGCUGCUCAUUACCGACGUGCCGGCGUCGAAAAAGGCCGCCGUCCAGAAGCUGCUCGACGAGUACAAGAUCCCCCACAACGACGAGACCACGGUGAGCGGCCUCAGGCGCAACAUGAUCUCCUGUGUGGCGCUGCCCACAUGCCCCCUCGCGUUCGCGGAGGCCGAGCGGUACCUGCCCACGCUGGUCGGCCGCCUGGAGACGGUCGUGGAGAAGGUCGGCCUGCGCGACCGGGACAUCUCCAUCCGCAUGACCGGCUGCCCGAACUCGUGCGGGCGGCCGUCCAUGGCGGAGAUCGGCUUCAUCGGCAAGGCCCCAGGGACUUACAACAUGUACCUUGGCGGUGCGUUCGACGGAUCGCGCCUGGCCACGCUGUACAAGGAGUCGGUCACGGAGGACCAGAUUGUCGCGCUGCUCACGCCGAUAUUCGGGGCAUACGCCAAGGAGCGCGCAAAGGGAGAGACCUUCGGCGACUUCAUCAUCCGCAAGGGCAUCGUGAAGGCUAUGCACGCUGGGCGCCUGUGGUGGUCGCUGCCUGAAGUCUGAGCUGUCUCGUACAGGCAGCGUGGUCGGCACGAGGCUCUGUAGUUGUCGCGCCGUUGAGCGUCUGCCCUCGUCGCCCUCGUUCGGGCUGAGGGCCGCGCCGGCACAAGCGCGCAUGUUCCGCGGCAGUGUGCCUUCCCACCCUUUGUGCCCGCCCUGCCUCUCCCGCGGUCCGUGCGUCCUCCUCCGGGCACGGGGAGCGGGGAAGCUUGCCCACCCCCCCUCGUCCUGCUGCCCCCUUUGCUCUGCCCACCCUCAGCCUCUGCCGUCCUCCUCCUCAGGGGGCACCGCGCGGCGCCUCCGAGCGAUUUUUCCCGUCGUGCACGGCCAGGCGUGGGGCUCGAGAGCGGGAGGGCUCCGAGCGGCACGGGCAGCGCAGAUGUCAGGCCCGCCUCCUGCCGUGUUGGCCCCUGGAGGGCUUGAUCUCUGUUCCGUCUCUCUCCGUCGAGGCGUAGAUUUUGGUCGCGUCCCUCGUGGGGCGAUUCCGUCGCCCUGCGAGGAGUAACAGGAUUUGUCCCUGAGGCGCGUACCCGGGUGGCAGCUCAUUGUAGAUCAUGGCGGGGAGGAGGAGAGCCGAGAGAAGAACGAGGUGGACGAGGAGAAGAGGCUCUUCGAGACAGUGUCUGAGUUGCCAAGAACAGCGGAUCAUCCGACGCUGCAUAUGGUGACGUCGGCCAAUACCCACAACAUGAUCAAGUUAUCGCAUGCAGGGAGGGUGA